CUCAAUUCUAGUCGAAUGUUGUUAGAUGGUUGCCAUUAGCAACCAGCGCAAAGUAUAAAUAAUAUCAAGCAGGUGCAAAUUAUCUACUUGAUUACUUGAAGGUUUACUUGACAGAAUUCAUAGUUCAAAACCUACACUACGCCAUCAUACGUUCACGGACCAAAACUUACAUUUAUAAAAAUUAUUUAUUCCGUUAUUUCAUUGAUUAAAGUUUUACUUGGUUUUACGGCGCUCACUGCCUCCGAUAUUCUGUAUAGUCAUGUCCAACUGAAGAUAAACAUUUAUUUUACAUAUUGACAAUGUCUCUACGCCCUAGUAUGUUUCUUAUUAAGCAAUUCUCCGUAUGGAUUUGAAUUUUGACAUGAGUUUAUUAACAAUCUCUACAAAAAGGCGACGCCAGUCCGGCCUCCUCGGAUGUGUGCCUCCUCCAGGAAAUGAAGACCCUGCUGAAGAUGAUGUUGAUUCCUCUUUAAAUUUAAAUCAUACACAACCCUCAUGCUCUACAAGCUUUGUUGAACAAACUGUGCCAGCAACAUCAGAAUAUUCAGAACCAUCCCCCUCACAAUCACCCACAUUUUCACCUGAAAUGGGCAAGACUGAUUCAAACCUACCGGUGCGGCGAUCUUCAAGAAGAAAAUCUGUGAUAAACAUUGAAUCAUUGUCAUUGCCAUGUCCAACUUCACCAAAUAUACAAGAAGCUGAUGUGGAACCAGACUUGAAGAGAUUAAAGAAAAUAUAUCUUGAUAAACGCGUGCGAAAGCGAGUGCCAUCCUUAGAGACGAUUUUUGAAACGCCGUCCGAUGAUAAAAUUAUGAGUAGCAGGAAAUUUAAGCGUUUAAUUAGUUUCCAAGAACUACAGAAAAACAAGGUGCGCAAGCAUCCGAUGAAAGCAAAGCAAACCGUCGCGAAUUACAACAAGCUAAAACGAAAGAACAAAGUAUCUAUGGACGCGUUAAUGCAGAAAUUGAACAGUUUGGAGAAUGAUUCUUAAAUUUUCAGAGGCAAAGACUGACGUUUUUAAAUAAUCUAUCAUAUAUGCCUUGUUUUACAAGACUUAUACAAUGCUCACUAUGUUGGCAAAAAUCGACCGUUUUAAUUUCCAUUUUUACGUCUAACGAAGUUUUAAAAGGAUAAUGUAUAUUAGUGAUGGUUUUUGCAGCUGCAUACAAGAUUGAGCCUUUUACCAAAUAACAAUUAAAGCUGUUUUUACGCUUUUCUUUAAAUAACAACAAAAUGUUUAAUAAUGAUCAACCCGAAGAUUAUUCAAUUAUUCACAAAGAACAAAAACGAAAUAAAAAGAAAAUACAAACAUAGUGCAUUGAUGCAGGAUGUUAAACCAAAUGAAACGCAUAUUGCGACAUGAUCUUCUGUUGUUAGUACUAAUAAAUAGAUAUUUUAAACAAA
Messenger RNA from Dalotia coriaria, 1404 nucleotides. It is a transcript of the gene tant, whose product is annotated as tantalus. The transcript is spliced from 2 exons. Bases 344 to 991 code for a protein of 215 amino acids. The record is from RefSeq and is a predicted model, not a curated record. NCBI's taxonomy places the organism in Eukaryota, Metazoa, Arthropoda, Insecta, Coleoptera, Staphylinidae.